Molecule: messenger RNA, 1494 nt
Organism: Closterium sp. NIES-65
Lineage: Eukaryota; Viridiplantae; Streptophyta; Zygnematophyceae; Desmidiales; Closteriaceae
Source: the annotation of a GenBank genome assembly
AUGGUCGCAGAGGCGAAGCUACAAGUCACCAUGGCAUGGCCAAUGAUGGCAGCCAAUCUCCUACAGAAUCUCAUGACGCUCAUUCCGCUCGCCUUCGUGGGUCGUCUGGGUCCGCUGCCGCUCGCCGCCGCGUCCAUCGCCACCUCCUUCGCCAACGUCACCGGCCACAUCCUGCUCCUUUCCGCGUCUCCCCGGCCACAUCUGAAUCACCAUAAAUUUCACUCCCGUCCCCCUCUUCCCGCCCUCCCUUCCCCUCCACUCCCUCCCCUCCAUCUUCCCCCCUCUCCCCCACAACCCCAUCCGCACCCGCGACAGCAAGGCCUGGCGAGCAGGCUAGAGACGCUGUGCGGGCAGGCGUUCGGGGCGGAGUGUCCGCUGCAGCUGGGGCUGCACCUGCAGCGCGCGCUGCUGUGCAUGACUCUCGCCGCAACCCCUGUGGCCCAAGGCCUGGCGAGCGGGCUGGAAACCCUCUGCGGGCAGGCGUUCGGGGCGGGGUGUCCGCUGCAGCUGGGGCUGCACCUGCAGCGCGCGCUGCUGUGCAUGACGCUCGUCGCCACGCCCGUGGGCGUGCUCUGGUGGUUCACGGAGCCGCUGCUGCUGCUGCUGCACCAGUCCCCGGAUAUUGCUGCUCUGGGCGCUGUGUAUAUCCGCUGGCUGCUGCCGAGCCUCGCUGCUGCUGUUGUCAUGCAGUGCUUGGAAAGGUACCUGCAAGCUCAGUCAGUAACCUUCCCCAUGGCCGCCUGUGCGCUCGCAGCCGUACUCCUGCAGUUCCCCCUCACCUUCCUCCUCGUACACACUCUCCACUGGGGCCUACAAGGGGCUGCCAUAGCUGUCUCUCUGGCCUAUAUGCUGGACCUGCUGCUGCUGCUGGUCUACAUUCGCUGCACCGGCGUGGCCAAGGCUGCGUGGGGCGGGUAUAGUAUGGAGGCGUUCUGCGGGUGGGAGCCGUUUCUGCAGCUCGCCCUGCCGUCUGCUGUCAUGCUGUGCCUUGAGUAUUGGAGCUUCGAUAUAGUCACGCUUCUGGCCGGCCUCUUGCCUAACCCUGACAUCCAAGUAGCCGGCCUCUCUGUUGUUCUGAACACAUCAGUGAUGGCGUUUGUGCUGCCAUAUGGCUUUGGCGUGGCUGUCAGCACGAGAGUGGCCAAUGAGCUGGGGGCAGGAGACGAGAUAGCUGCCCAGCGAGCUGCCACAGUGGGAGUGCUGUGGGCGCUUUUCGAGGCCACGCUAGUCUCCUCGGCUCUGCUCACAGUCCGCUCCUCCUGGGGCUGUGUGUUUAGCACAUCCCCUGAAGUUGUCGCCUUUGUUGCUGCCAUCAUGCCUCUGCUUGUCGCAUCUGUCGUCACUGAUGCGGUCAAUGCUGUUUUGUCAGGCAUUGUGCGUGGUUCAGGCUAUCAGCAAGUGGCUCUCGUUGCCAAUCUUGCAGCGUAUUACCUCUUUGGUCUCCCACUUGCUGCCCUACUCGCGUUCUACCUCAAGUUGGGAAGUGUGGGCUGA